AGCACUCUGUGGUUCCCUCACUUUUAGGGAACCCCUUCUUUGGUCUGCUCUUUAUCAGGGAUGGACAGGCAGGGCGUUGCUUGUUUGUGUAUACAGAUGAGUAGAAGGGAGUCUGCGAGAUCUCCCGGAUGGGUCGGGGGUGCUCCCAGCUCAGAGACUCCAGCUCUGCCCCUGAGGGAUAAGGAAGGGUCUUGGAUUCUGCAGUGGCUUGCCAGGCAGGCACUUAUGCUGCUGAGCUAAACCCCCAGCCCUUGGUGAGAUGCAGAUGACAAAUUCCUCGAGCUCCUGGACGUCCAGCUGUCUCCUCUCUCUGAUCUUCCUCCAGCUGUCUGUGCAUCUGUCAGGGGAUGUCGGCAAGUCCCAUCUGGUCUCGCUGUGGGGCACAGCCAAGCUGCUGUGCCCGCUGUCCCUCUGGCCAAUAACCGUGCCGGAGGAGGUAAGGUGGCUGCGGCCCUCUCACCAGCAUGGCUCCCGGGUUGUGCAUCUGUUCCUGGGUGGGAAGGACAGACAUGACGAUGUGGCACCAGAAUAUAAGGGCAGGACAGCGCUUGUGACAGACACCCAAGAAGGCAAGGUCUUUCUGUGGAUCCACAAUGUGAGCCUUGAGGACCAAGGACCUUACCGAUGUCAGAUCCAGGUCGGAAACCUGACGCGAGAAGGCACCGUGACCCUGCAGGUUGCAGUCCCCUCUUCAGAAAGACUCUCCUCCUCAGCAGUGGCUCUGGUUGUGGUCCUACUUGUGCUGGGGCUGCUCAUCGUAGCAGGCAUUUAUGUCAUCUGGAAGCAAAGACGAUCUAAAGAAAAGCUUCUCUAUGAACAGGCGUUGCAGGUAGAAAAUCUUCUCGAAGAUCAUGCAAAAGAAAAAGGAAGACUCCAUAAAGUCAUCAGUGUGAGAUGUAGCAUUAUGUGGUCCACAGAGAAACUCCGGAGUGAACUGAAACUGAAAAGAAGUGCAGCCAACUCAGGCUGGAGAAGAGCCCAGCUGCAUUUUGAGGCAGUGACCCUGGAUCCAGAUACAGCACAUCCCAAACUCGUCCUGUCUGAGGACCGGCGCUGUGUGAGACUUGGCGACAGAAAGCAGGAUGUGCCCAGCAACCCACAGCGAUUUGAUUUUGUUGUCAGUGUGCUGGGCUCUGAGUACUUCACGGCUGGCUGUCACUACUGGGAGGUGCACGUGGGAGGCAAGACCAAAUGGAUCCUGGGGGUGUGUAGUGAGUCAGUGGUCAGGAAGGGGAAGGUCACUGCCUCGCCAGCCAAUGGACACUGGCUCCUGCGCCAGAGUCGUAGGAAUGAGUAUGAAGCUCUCACAUCCCCGCAGACCUCCUUCCGCCUGAAAGAGCCGUUAAGGUGUGUGGGGAUUUUCCUGGACUAUGAAGCUGGCAUCAUCUCCUUCUACGACGUAACUAAGAAAUCCCACAUCUUCACUUUCACUCACAGUUUUUCCGGCCCCCUCCGCCCUUUCUUUGAACCUUGUCUUCAUGAUGGAGGGGAAAACACAGCCCCUCUAAUGAUUUGUUCAGAACUACAGAAAUCAGAGGAAUCAACUGUCCCCAAGCCAGAAGAAAAGGCCCAUGCUAAUGGAGAUGUGUCCCUGAAAGUGGACCCUUCCUUACUGCCCCCUCCAGUCCCGGAGCUUUUACCUCUCAAUGACAUGGUCCUGUCCUGGCCCUCUGACCUUGGCCCAGCCCUUCAGAAGCUCAAAGUUCCUUCUUUUUAGGGCUAUGCCUCAUGAACUGCUCCCAUGAUCCCCAAGACUUCAAGGCUCCUGGUUCUAGAAUGUCUUUUCUCCUUAACUCAAAUCCAGACUCUUUUGUGUUUUCUAUUUGUACCACUUUUUUUUUUUUUUUUUGUCUUUUUCCUUUUUAUCGGUACCGGGGAUCGAACUCACGACUGCCUGCUUCCAAGGCAGGUGCUUAUGCCGCUGGGCUAAACCUCCAGCCCCUUGUACCACUUUUUUCCUGCAGUUCUGUUCUAAACCCUGCCUUUCUUCCAGGGACUUGAAGCUCCCGUUGCUCUAGGAGAAUUCCCAAAAACCAAAUGCUCAGUUUAGAUUUAGGAGAAAAUGUUGAAUAUGUGCCACCAGGUUUAACUCAGGAUUAGGGGAAGCAUUCUCUACUAGAAGGGGUAUUUACAAGAACUUCUACCUGUCUUGUUCUGUGCUCCAGCUUCAAAGUUAUAACUCCCAAGCCCCAACUUCUUAAUUUUCCACUAAGGAGGGAUCACUAUUUUCCUUCUUUCUCUCUGUCCUUCCCUUCUCCCUCUCCUUCUUUCCGUCUCUCCUUCCUUCCUUCCUUCCUUCCUUCCUUCCUUCCUUCCUUCCUUCCUUUUUCCCCCUCUCCCAACUCUGGCCCCCAAAGUCAGCUUUUUAAAAGUAAAUAUAUUCUGGAUCACACAUCCUCAUUCUUCUUUCAGAAAUGAGGGUACGACAGUAGGUUAAAACAUGCCAUUCUUGGGCUGGGGAUGUAGCUCAGUGGCACAGUACCUGCCUGGCAAGUUCAAGACCCUGGGUUUGAUUCCCAGUACUAAAAAACCAAACUAAACCAAACCAAACCACAAAAACCAUGCCAUUCUUUUCUAUUAUUUUAAAUGCAAGAAUGGUGAUUAAACCCAAGGCUUUUGUACUAAACUCUAUCCCUAACCCUUUUUUCUUUUUUCUUUUGAGACUGAAUUGCUAAGGUGCCCAAGCGAGGCUCAAACUUGUGACAUUCCUAUCUCAACCUUACAGAGUGCUGGGAAUUUGCUAUUUUUUUUAAAAUGCCAUUUAAAACAUAAUUAGGAAACAUCCAGAAUAGCAGCCCUAAUUCUGAGACGUCGUAAGAACAAUCGAGCUGGGAGACACAGCUGCCAACACGACAGUUCAGCUGUGUGUGCUCUAAACGGACAGGAGCAGAUGAGUCAUCAGCUGUGCUGGCCUUUUAUAUACCUUCCUGGACUCAGGGAGGCUCAGUGGCAAUUUUAAUCACGUGUGAGAGCUUUUCCCCAUGACUGUUAAUAGCCGCUUAGACAAGACAGUAUUGAUUUCAAAGAAGCUGGCAGCCUUCUCAUUUGAAAGAUGUGAGGAUAAAAUAAUGAAUCUGAUUUUUGGGUGUGGGUUGCAGAAAGAAGGCUGUUCACUUUCAGGUCCACCAUAUAUGUGAUCUGGCCUGUUUGUGGAGAUACUGGCUCUGUUCGCAGACGGCUACAUAGUUUGGCUCCACAGGAAUUAGGUCUGUCAAUCAGAAGUCUUCCCUUUAGUGCCUAUAUUAUCAAAGAAAUAGUUCACAAUCAUUCAUGUGUUGAUGGAGGCUGGCAGGCUUGAACUCUAGGAUGAGCCAGUGUUUCAGUUCAAGUCUUAAAAUGUGGGAAAAGCUGAUGUUCAGUGGGAAAGCUGUCAGGAAGAAUUGUCUCUUAAUUGGGGAAGUCAGCCUUUUGUUCUAUUCAGUAUAUUCUUCAAAUGUCCUCAUAAGAUGCAUUCACAUUAGGGAGAGAAGACUGUUUCACAUUUUUUUAAAAAUUUAAGUGCUAAUCUUAUCUAAAAACAUCUUCAAAGAAACACCUAGAAUAAUGUUUAGCCAAAUUCUGGGCACUUUGUGACCUAGUCAAACUGAUACAGAAAAAUUAACUAUCAUAAUGCCUACAUGGAAUUUUUCAUUUGCUUUUAUAUAGUUCUUAAAUAAAAUGUUUGCUAUUCACUGUUCA
Cavia porcellus (domestic guinea pig) is the source of this 3678-nucleotide messenger RNA. RefSeq names its product erythroblast membrane associated protein (Scianna blood group) (gene Ermap). Gene Ontology annotation, cellular component: cytoplasm. The record is from RefSeq and is a predicted model, not a curated record. Gene Ontology annotation, molecular function: ubiquitin protein ligase activity; protein binding. Gene Ontology annotation, biological process: regulation of gene expression; protein ubiquitination; innate immune response. Lineage: Eukaryota; Metazoa; Chordata; Mammalia; Rodentia; Caviidae. The transcript has 14 exons. The coding region runs from base 260 to 1717 and encodes 485 amino acids.